GAGCGCACGGUCAUAUGGUUCUGCGUUCAACGGAUCUGUGUCGGGAUGUCAACCGCUACUAGAAAAAACUCAUACAACACCGGUAACGGCGUGGAGUACGAUCCGGAUAAAAAUCGAUCGAUACGUAGAGAGCUUUCGAUUGAAUACUCACGAAAUGAAUUGGAUAUUAUUAUGGAAACUUCAAAAGAUUUUAAGACCUCAAGGGGAAGUGUCAAAGGAAACUCGGCAGCUUCUGAGGACAAUAUACCUACAGUGUUGGCUUUGCAGCUGGCUAUGGUGGAUGGGCCAGAUCGACUUCCUGCUGACAAGGGCACACAGGAAGUGCUGUGCAGGAAACUCUGUGUGCUGGAAGCAGACCUCACAGAGGUCACGAACCUAAUCUCUGAACUGUCAGCACAUUUGGUAUCUGUUAACAGUGGGGAAAGGACUAUAUAUAUCACUUUUAACACCUUUGAAGAAAUAUGGAAGUUUUGCACAUACCACAGAAUGGGCUUCUUAGGUCAGUGUAUGGAAAAUCUUCUCAUGGACCAGGAGUUCUGGUUAAUCUCCCUCCAUCAGGAUUCUGGAAUAGAAAUCUCAAUUAAAGAAGAGGAAUUACAUCGUAUGUAUAAAGGCUUUCUAAUGCAAGAAGGGUCCUUUUUUGGCUGCUGCACUGCCAAUCAGAUGUUUGAUAGCUCCACAUCAGGUAGUGACCUGUACCUGGAGAAGGGAGAUAUUGCCCUGUUUGAACCUCCAUUCUUAGGAUCAGGAUGGACAGUGCUAUCCCUGGCUGAUGGAUCUAGAGGAACCAAACCAAAACCAGCUCUGGAGCCAGUCAUUCCCUUUCAUGAAUGGUUUUUAAAGUCCUGUCCAGAGGGUGUGUUAGUGGGUGGAGGAAAGGGGACUAGUGACCUUCCAUUUCCAAUAGCCAUAGGAGUCUGUGAGACCACAGAGGAGUAUGAUGCUGAUGUGCCAGAUGAACUGAGCUUCCAGGCUGGUGAAAACAUCAUUAUCCUGGGCCUGCUGGUGGCCUGUUAUGAGUGGUUUAUGGGGAAACUGGAGAAAACUGGUGAUAUUGGACUUGUCAAGACCAGUAUGGUCAAAGUAACUGAUUCUGUUUGUGAAUCAUCUGAAAUUUUCUUGAAAGAUGAGGUCCGACAAAUUGUUGCCUUGGAUGAGGAGAAAAUUAAAGAAGAGACCAUUACCUUAUUGAAGAAAUCUUGCCAAUGUGAUGUCGGCACAAACUACAAACUGGAUCUGACAAAGGAAAUUCCAGGAACAGUUCAAAACAAGAGUCAUCAAACAGAAACAAACAAUCUAAAACAUAAAGUCUGCCACAUUUUGAGGAAGUUAAAUGAGAACCCAAGAAAUGAGGUUAAAUCAAACAGCAGCAAGCACCAAAAACAAAAAGAAGCCAUUGAUACUGAGGCAUCCAAGGGAACCCUACGUUUUUCUGUCUGCUCAGAGCAGGAGAACACAAGUCCGGAUGGACAUCAUGCUCUCCUCUCCUUCUUGAACAGCCAUGAUCACCACCCUGAAUUCCUUCUCCUUUACAGCGCAUACCCAGAAUUCCUCAUCUCACAUUUCCAGGGUCACUCUGAUGAAGAGGACAUAGUGGCAUAUUUAGGAGAAGCCAGAGAAUUAUCACGAAAGAAACGCCUCUCGUGGGCACAGAGUCGAAUCUGUUUCCUUCUUGGGCAGCUCUGUGCGGGAAGGUCAAAGUUCUCACAGGCCCGGGUUUACUUCGAGGAAGCUUUGAGUGUACCCAGGGAUUAUUUCAAAGACAAGUUUCUGCUGUCUGCCAUUUACUCCAACCUGGCAUUUAUCUACCUAACCCAGAAAAACCAUGAGAAAUUUGUCUCUUUGUCGGAGCGCUUUUCUGCUGUGUUAAUGGCAGUUCCCAAUUGUCUGCUUGGUUGUGAGGAGCCUGAGAUAUUAAAGUAUGUAUUAAAGAAGGCCAUCUUGGCCAAGAACAAAUCUGUGGAAGCCAGAGUCUGCUUUCUUUUGGCAAAACUCCACCUGAAGCUUAACGAUGGCAUGAGCGCAAUCCCGUUCAUUGAAAGACUUCAGAUUCUUGCUGAUGAGGUUUCAGGGGCUUGUGAUGCAACAUGGAGCCAUGCUUCCCUGGUGUUAGCAAGACUCUACAGCGACCAGUGUCUGCCACAUUUGGCUGAAAGCUGUGCACGGCGAUCAUCACUACAGGUAGGAGCCACAGUGUCACACUGUCUUUGCGGCAUCUCACUAUUACUUGAAAAUGCAUCGGAGCUGUCCAGGGUGACCAUCCCAACUCAAGUGGCUCCUUAUCUGACCCAUGCUGCCUCUUUAGUGCCCUCCAACGAGGAGCCUGCGCUCACUUACAUCCAUGCCCUGUGUUUGUCCUGGCUCUUCCACAAACACAGCAUGCCGGACAGAGCUGUUUGUUACAUGCGCACCUUCCUCGACCACAGCAGCGCAUCCGGCGUCACACAGUCAGACGUUACCGAUGCUCUCAUGUGGUUGGCAUGGCUGUACAUCUGCAACCAGCAACCCAGCAGAGCUCUGGAGGUUCUGGAUGGCGUGCUGUCAUCUCUCCCCGAUCACUGCACAACUCAGUUGGAGGGCAUGGUGUACAAUAUACGUGCCAUCGCGUACAGACGUUCCACAGACAUCCGGCAAGCUUCUGAGAGUUACCGGGCUGCAGUCGAGAUUUGCGAGGAGUUUGAAGAUAGACAUAACUGGGCCAUAGUGCUGGCCAACUUCGGGUUCAUGUGUUUGCAAGUCAAGGCCAAGAGGUUGGCGGAGGAAUACCUCACCCGCUCAGUGGAGCUGUUCUCAGAGCUUGAGGACGAAGGACAUGAAUUAAGUUUUAUUGCUGUGCUUCUUGAGUUAGGGAGACUCUUGAUUUCUCAGGGAAGCUAUGAGAGUGGGAAGAUCUAUUAUGAGUGGGCCUUGUUGAUUGCUGUCCACAUUGAUGAACCGGAGAGUCAGCUGGGAGCCAUACGUCAGCUGUGUCACCUGUAUGAAGUGGUGUGUCCAGAUGAAGCUCAGUGUAUCAUCUACAAUGAACACCAACUGAACCUUGUACAGCUGAUUGGAGACAAGAGUUUAGAGGGAGAUAUACUGGAGAAGAUCAGCCAGCUAUACCUGAACCUGGGCACAGAGAGAGCAAACAGGGCUGCUUUAGAUUAUACCAAACGGAGCCUGGCCAUUUUUAUUGACUUGGGCAGAAAGACGAAGGAGGCUCAUGCCUGGCUACAGGCAGGAAAAAUUUACCACAUCCUCAAACAAAAGGAGUUAGUGGAUCUUUACGUGCAGGUUGCCCAGGACGUGGCUCUGAGCACAGGAGACACGCUAUUCACCCUGGAGCUGUUAGAAGCAGCAGGAGAUGUGUUCUUCAACAGCUCAGAAGACAGAGAGAAAGCCAUCUGCUUUUACAGGGACCGAGCCCUUCCCAUUGCGGUGAAGACGAGCAGCGUGCUCUCUCAGCUUAGGCUGUGUAACAAGCUUUCAGAACUCCUGCUGCAGUUGAGGCAGUUUUCAGAGGCCAUUGAGUUUGCUCAAACUGCGUUAGACAUAAGCGUGAGUCUGACUGACCAUUUAAAUGAGCGCGUGGCUUUCCAUCGGCUCGCCACGUUGUAUCAUUGUGUGGAUCAGUUUGAAAUGGCAGAGCACCACUUUCUAAAAGCCCUGUCCAUGUGUCCCUCACCCCUGCAGUAUGAUGAGGAAGCCUUGUAUUAUGUCAGGGUUUACCAAACACUGGGAGACAUCAUCUUCUAUGAUCUAAAGGACCCAUUUGACGCGGCUGGCUAUUAUCAUCUUGCACUGGCUGCUGCUAUGGACCUGGGCACCAAGAGGUCUCAGUUAAAGCUGUGUACUCGGUUGGCUACUGUCUACCACAACUUUCUCAUGGACCGUGAACUCUCACUGUAUUUCUACCAACGAGCACGUGUUCUCGCGAACGAGCUCCACGUUCGUCGCGUCAACUUGACUCCAGACCAGAACUUCAGGACCACAGCCCAGUACAAAAACACUAUAUCUGAGGUAACACGAUAGAUUUGUGAUGCCUACAUGUAUGCGUUUUUAUCAGUAGUGACAUUUAAAGCAUGCAUUUUACAGUUUCACUGUCAUUCCCCUGGAUUAGAACCCAUGACCUUGAUGGGUUGAUGCUCUACCAGUUGAGCAAAUGACAUUUCUACCGAAUGCUGUUUUAAGUAAACUUGUCUGUGAAUUUUCUCUUUAUUUACUUGAUGUUAUUUGUACUACUUGAUUUAUUUACAGAAUAGAACGUCUUACUCAAAGUGACAUGUUGAUAGUUCCAGCAAGUGUUUACCGGACUGUAAGCAAUACAAUUUUCAUUCAUCACUUGCUUUGCAUUGAUUUUUUUUAAAUCCCACUACAUUAUUUCUGAUUAUGUUGUUUCUUUCUGAACUGAAAUUGAAGUUAGUCAGGAGAAUUUAUUGGUUCUGGUCUUUGCAAUGUGUUAUAUUUUCAUGUGCCAAACAUGCAAUUUACCCUCCUGGAGAGUGAUGUCAUUGAACACAUUUUUUACCUUGAGAAGGGUUGUCCUGUUUGUAGUAAUUGCAGAAAAUGACAUGCGUUGUACUUUUAAAUAAACAUGUUCAUGGCUGGGGAAAUGACUUGGCCUAAGGCCACACCAGCUAUGUCAAAACAAGCUCACUGGUUUUGUAGGGUCUAGUGCCUAUGAGGCAUUCAAAUGCAUGUGCUAAAAAGAGCUGUCAGCACUGCUGCCCAUAAAAGUUAAUUGAUGUAGAGUAGUCAGACGAUAAGACAAAUGCAUA
This is a messenger RNA of Triplophysa rosa, 4757 nucleotides long. Its product is annotated as SH3 domain and tetratricopeptide repeat-containing protein 1. Lineage: Eukaryota; Metazoa; Chordata; Actinopteri; Cypriniformes; Nemacheilidae. The coding region runs from base 46 to 4011 and encodes 1321 amino acids. The transcript is spliced from 18 exons. The record is from RefSeq and is a predicted model, not a curated record. Gene Ontology annotation, molecular function: protein binding.